AUGAGCGAUCUCGAUGGCAACGACGCCUUACUACAACUGCUUACCGAAUCAUGGGAUGAACAACGAUCACUUGCCGUCAGAAAAUCGAAAUGGACACGCGAUUACCUUACACGCCUGACAUCGCUACCCCUGGAAGAACUCUUGUGCGAACCUGACGAGCUUCGCGUCGAACAAGAAAAGAUGAAAAGAGAUGCCCAACAAUUGGCAUUUAAUGACUACCCUGCUUUUAUAUACGCCAACAAGUGUCGCCAACAAGUCGAUUCAACGCUUGACGAAUUGCAAGAUCACCUCAGCGAGUUCCUGACGUCCGUUCCCGACCUACGAGACGCCUGCCAAGUAUUUGGCCAAUGCGCCCAGUCUAUUGCCGACGAGCGUUCCAAGAUUACACACGUGCUGGAACACCAAAACGUGCUUGUGGAUCUUUUAGAAAUACCACAACUGAUGGAAACCUGUGUAUGGAACGGGUAUUAUUCAGAAGCCAUGGAUCUUGCAUCGCAUGUACGCCUUUUGUUGGUCCGCUAUCCGUUACCGAUUGUACGCAGCAUCCAGCAACAAGUUCAAGCAUCCGCCGAUUUGAUGCUUGUUCAGCUUAUUGCACAUUUACGGCAACCCAUCAAGCUAGCAGCAGCUAUGAACGUUAUCGGCCACUUGCGACGUAUGGAUGUAUUCGAGUCUGAAGUGGAACUACGUAUGGUGUUUCUCCGGUGUAGACACGACUAUUUGACUCAGCGGCUGGACCGGAUAAAAACUCGCAAAGAAGAAAACAACACACAGCACGAAGCUUUUGAGUACAUGAAGCGCUAUAUCGACGUGAUGCGAGAGCAAAUGUUCGAAAUUGCAACGCAGUACAUGUCUGUCUUUUCGCACCAAGAGCAGCAGAGCAUCCUCAUUCUAUCCGACUAUAUGGUGCGCUUAAUAGACGAACACUUUGAGGCCACCUUAAAGACACAGCUUGCCAAAAUCACAGACACAUCUUCAAUAGCAUCCCUUCUCACUCAGAUCCAGUAUUGCGGCAUGUCGCUCGGCAGAAUUGGUUUGGAUUUCCGUUACCUGUUU
Molecule: messenger RNA, 1056 nt
Organism: Zychaea mexicana
Lineage: Eukaryota; Fungi; Mucoromycota; Mucoromycetes; Mucorales; Lichtheimiaceae
Product: oligomeric Golgi complex subunit 8
Exons: 1
Biological process (GO): intra-Golgi vesicle-mediated transport
Cellular component (GO): COG complex
Source: RefSeq, a predicted model, not a curated record